Poeciliopsis prolifica (blackstripe livebearer) is the source of this 4111-nucleotide messenger RNA. RefSeq names its product PR domain containing 15 (gene prdm15). The transcript has 22 exons. The record is from RefSeq and is a predicted model, not a curated record. NCBI's taxonomy places the organism in Eukaryota, Metazoa, Chordata, Actinopteri, Cyprinodontiformes, Poeciliidae. Gene Ontology annotation, molecular function: protein binding. Gene Ontology annotation, cellular component: nucleus. Bases 179 to 3682 code for a protein of 1167 amino acids.
UCUUUUCUCGUUUUCUGCUUUGAGCGCUAAAAGAAAACCCAAACUGUUCCCAGCACUACAGCUCCCAAGAUGCAAUGGGCUCGGCUUCGCUUCCGGUCCUGCGCCGUUUCUGGAGCGGAUUGGAACCCGGAGUCAGGACUCGCUAAAUGAAGGCUGUUUUGCAGAGAAGGCUGGCGUAAUGGCUGAGCAGACCCCAGAUGAGUUCAUCUGGUGCGAGGACUGUGGUCAGUACCAUGACUCUGAGUGUCCCGAGCUGGGGCCCCUGGUGACCGUGCAGGACUCCUUCGUCCUCAGCCGGGCUCGAUCGUCUCUCCCUAACAGCUUGGAGAUCAGAGAGGUGGGUAACAGAGAGGAGGGGGUGUUCGUCCUGCGUCGACUGGUCAAGCGGACCCGCUUCGGACCCUUCGAAGCAAAGAGAGUGCCGGUUCUGGAGAACGAAGGAGCAUUCCCUCUGAAGGUGCGGCCAGAUAAACCCUCACGACUUAAAGCACGAUUCAAGCCCUGCUUUGUGCUGGGAAGAUUUCGUCCUGGCAUGUGUACUUUGUCGUCUGUCGGGCAGAUCUUCCAGAAGGACGGAGCCGUGGUGUGCUUUGACUGCAGCAGCGAGGACGACUGCAACUGGAUGAUGCUGGUGCGACCUGCCGCCGACCACAGGCACCAAAACCUGACCGCUUACCAGCAGGAUGACGACGUUUACUUCAACACGUCUCAGGACGUGCUCCCAGGAACGGAGCUGAGAGUCUGGUAUGGCGCCUUCUAUGCCAAGAAGAUGGAGAAACCGAUGCUGAAGCUGCCACCACCGCUGCCUCCACCAGAUGUCGCAUUGUCCUCUGCUAAAAUGAAGAUAUCAGACGCCCACUUGCUGCUUCACACGGCUGAAGACGACAAUGCAGGUAUAACCCUGGAUCUCAGCAGUGAGGUUGCCUCAGUGGAGUCCUUGGUUGCCCCCAGUAUUGAGGAAGGGAAACCCCACACGGCCCCGGUUUGCCGUAAAAGAGGGCAGGGCCGCGGGAGGAGGGCCAGGGGUCGCAGGCCUGGAGCGGCCUCCUUCACAAGCAGGACCAAAGACAUAAAGCCCAUGCUGGGAGGCCUGGAGCCGGUGGCCUCGGAGGCGGCCGCAGCCUCAGAGAGCAGCAGCCUGCUCACGCCCUCCGACGGCGCGGCUGUCCAAAGGAGGCACAAAGCCAGAGAGCACAAGCGGGUUUAUCGCUGCUCCCUCUGCAGUAAAAUCUUCCAGAACAGCAGCAACCUGAACAGACACAUCCGGUCUCACGGUGAUAAGCUGUUCAAGUGCGACGAAUGCGAUAAGUUAUUCAGCCGCAAGGAGAGUCUGAAGCAGCACAUUUCCUACAAGCACAGCAAGAACAUGCCUGACCAAGACUACAAAUAUAAGUGCAACACAUGCGAGAAAUCGUUUCGCCUGGAAAACGCUCUAAAGUUCCACAACUGCCGCACAGGUGCCGUUUCUCUGCUCUUCUCGCAAGACGCUCCGAGGCGCUUUCGUGUCCCGCCUGGAUCUGCUCUCUCGUUUCAUUCCGUCCCACCUCUCACGUCCCCAGAUGACAAGACGUUCCAGUGCGACAUCUGCUCGCGAUUCUUCUCCACCAACAGCAACCUCUCCAAGCAUAAGAAGAAGCACGGCGAGAAGCUCUACUCCUGCGAGAUCUGCAACAAAAUGUUCUACCGCAAAGACGUGAUGCAGGAGCACCACAGGAGGCACAGCGUGGGCCCAAAACAGAUGAAAAAAGAAGAGCUGGAGGCGAACGGAGAGGAAGGGACCAAGUACAGGAAGGAACCGUCUCCCUGCCCCAUCUGUGGCAAGGUGUUUUCUUGCAGGAGCAACAUGAACAAGCACCUGUUGACUCACGGAGACAAGAAAUACACCUGCGAGAUCUGCGGGCGGAAGUUCUUCCGCGUGGACGUCCUCCGGGACCACAUCCACGUGCAUUUCAAGGACAUUGCUUUGAUGGAUGAGCAAGAGAGAGAGGACUUCAUCAAGAAGAUCGGCAUCUCGCCAGACGACAGCGAUGAAACGGAUGAAGAAGAUGAGGACGAUGAUCCUGACCACCACAAAUACAACUGCAAGAAAUGUCAAUUGUCGUUUGCGAAGGGCAGAGAUUACCUGAAGCACAUCAUGGAGCAACACAAGGAGAAAGGCCACAGCUGUGCGAUCUGCAACCGUCACUUUGCUCUGAAGGCCACGUACAACGCUCACCUGGUCAUUCACAGGGAGCAGCUGCCCGACCCUGCAGUGCAGAAGUACAUCCAUCCGUGUGAAAUGUGCGGUCGAAUCUUCAACAGCAUCGGCAACCUGGAAAGACACAAGAUUAUCCACACUGGGGUAAAGAGCCACUGCUGUGAGAAAUGUGGUAAAUCAUUUGCCAGGAAGGACAUGCUGAAGGAGCACCUCAGGGUUCACGAUGACAAUCGGGACUAUCUGUGUGCAGAGUGUGGGAAAGGCAUGAAAACCAAGCACGCUCUGAGGCACCACAUGAAGCUUCACAAAGGCAUCAAAGAGUACGAGUGUAAAGAAUGCAACCGCAAGUUUGCCCAAAAAGUCAACAUGCUGAAGCACUUCAAGAGACACACAGGUGUUAAGGACUUUAUGUGUGAACUGUGUGGGAAGACGUUCAGCGAGAGGACAACCCUGGAGACGCACAAGCUAAUCCACACAGUGGGUAAGACGUGGAAAUGUGAACAUUGCGACAAGAAGUACCUGACGGAGUACAUGCUGCAGAAGCACAUCCACCUGACCCAUGAAAAGGUGGAAGCCCAGUCGUGUCACCUCUGUGGGACUAAGGUGUCGACCCGUGCCUCCAUGAACCGCCAUCUGCGCCGCAAACACCCCGAGGUGGCGCCAAUGAGAAUUGAUGAGUAUGAUGAUUUUCAAGAAAAUUCAACAGUUACUAAUUCCUCCAUCAGUAUUGUGCAGCCAACCCUCUCCUUGGAGAAAGACGGCAUGUCCCAUGAGAAGCCUGUCCGACCUAACCGGCACCACAAGAAGAAGCAGAGAGUCCCAGUGGAACCGGAGCUCUCCGAGUCUGACGACUACAGCGAUUUCACUGAGCCCAGGCACACGGCCAUGCCUGAAUUCAACACCGUCAUUGUUGGCGAAGAGACGGAGACGAGCUCUGCUGUGCAGAGCAUCCAGCAGGUUGUGGUCCUGACUGAUCCCAACGCUCCAUCAACCCCCUCCCCUAGCAGCUCGGUCGGACUGACCAACAUCACCGUUACACCAAUCACCAGCCAUUCCCAAGCCCAGUUCACCAGCCUGCAGCCGGUAGCCGUGGGCCACCUGACCGCCACCGAUCGGCCCCUCACACUAGACAACUCCAUCCUCACCGUCACCUUCGACACCGUCAGCGGCUCCGCCAUGCUCCACAACAGACCGUCUGAACUUGUCCCGGAGACGGUGGGUCCUACCAACGGUGGAGCACCUCAGUCCGUGGCCCACUUCAUCAACCUUACCACUCUGGUCAACCCGAUUAGCCACCAGCUGGAGGCGCCAACUCUGGCUUGGAGGCCUGUGUCAACUGCUGAGGGCAGCCAGGUCACCCACAUGGACGGAGAACCUCAGGAGACCCAGAAUCAGGGUCCAGAUCCAGCCCAGAGCAAUCCCACAGCCACCCAACAACAACAGCAGCAGCAGAGCAACUCUGCCCAGCAGAUGUUCAGCUACUGAGUACUUACUGGAGGCGCCGGUCACCUCACUUAGACAUUGUCACAUAGCAGAUCUUUUUUCUUAUCAGACUGAUUUCCCUCAGAUGCCUCUGAAUCUAGAUGAAGUGUACAGACUUGUUUUCCCUUUUUUUUUAUUUUGACAGAAUUAAGUGGCUGCUAUUGACAAAAUAAAGCAUGAAACAAAUGGUAUGUCCACCCAAAACCCAGCGACCUACCACCUGUAGUCGAAACCAAAGCAAUAUUUCUCAGACAUCCACUUGCCUUUUCCAGCCUUUCAAAGCAUGCCUGUUAUUCAGAUGAAUCUGCAUUGUAAAAGUGAAUUUCAAAGGAGAACUUUAUGUUAAAGUUCACUGAUAAAAUAUUUUUUUGAUUCAUGUAAAAUGUAGUUUUUGUUUAUAUUUAAAAAAAAAAGUUGUUUUUUUUUUCAGUU